GUGUCUGCUGGGUCUCCAUAUUCUGGAAUAUGUAAAAUUAAAGAUCAUUUUUUGAGUUUGACCACUUUGAGCACUUUUGUCUUUUUGGCCGUAAAGAAUAUAAAAGAACCAGAUUUAAUACCGGGCAGAUAACCGUAUCAACAUAUGAGGUAAAAGUACAUAAAAAAAGCUGAAUUAAAACUAAGUGUUAAGAAAGGUGAAGCACUAGAGCGACAUGAGGAAAAAGCUCUCGAAUAUGAUCAAUCUUCUCUCUUUGGGGAGUCUGCUGACCAUUAUUAUCUGGUACAAGUUCGAGGACAGUUUUGUCGAGCUUCACCGACCAAAUCCUCAAAGAAGUGCCCCAAAGCCCUCUGAACUUUGCAAAGGCUGCAAGGAAGUCAUUGAUGAAGUGAAAAAGCUCUACAAUCAAACGUGGAAAAAGCAUGAGGAGAAUUACCAAAGAUUCAAAUUACAGGUGAGAAUUAAUGGCGAUGGAUCCAACAAUGCCAUUGUCACUCAGGAAAACACUCCAGUGGGAUCUAAGAUUGUUUGUCACAGGGACAGAACCGUCAUCCCUGUGACUCCAGAGCUUUUCAAGAUCUUAAUAAAAGAGAAUCCUUUCUCAAAAAAGAGAUGGGACACUUGUUCAGUUGUUGGGAGCGGUGGGAUUCUGACAAACAGCGGCUGUGGAAAAAUGAUUGAUUCAACUGAUUUUGUUAUUAGGUGCAACCUUCCUCCUCUGGAAAAUGAAUUUAAGAGUGAUGUUGGCAUGAAGACUAACCUUGUGACAGCAAAUCCAAGCAUCUUAACAAAGAAGUAUGGGUCACUGAUGGCACGUCGACGGGCGUUUGUAGACAGUCUCCACCAGUAUGGCAACUCCCUGCUCCUCUUUCCUUGCUUCUCUUCUAGUGGUAGUCGUGCAGCGUGUCAGCGGGCUGUGUAUGCCAUUGAGGACAUGGAAAUUCCUGUCCAACCAAUCUUCAUAAACCCUCAGUACUUACAAAGUAUGGACAAAUUCUGGAAAUCUCAGGGGGUAAAUGGACAUCGGCCUAGCACUGGAGCAUAUAUGAUUAGUCUGGCUUUGGAAUUAUGUGAAACUGUUCAUCUUUAUGGAUUCUGGCCAUUUAGUAAUCAUCCAUAUAAGCUCUUUCCCCUGACUAACCACUACUAUGAUAAUGUACCCUAUAAUAGUAGAAUCCAUGCAAUGCCAGAUGAGUUUUACUACUGGGUGCAACUGCACAACAAGGGCAUUCUCAAACUUCAUCUUGAAGACUGUAAAUCAGAUCAGGCCUAGUUUAUAUGAUGGAAUAAAAUAAAAAAGAGGUACUCUUCCUUUGAAAGAGCCAAGAGCCUUCCUUUCCACUUCCUCCAUGUAAAGGUUGGCUGUGUAGCAGGUUGAAAAAGCUACAUGUUUAUUUUUGUAAGAAAACCAAUUACCCCUUUAUUUUUUGUUUAUUAUUGUGACUUAUUUUGACAUUGUUAUGUGUUGCCAGACCAUGGUUAUAUUUCAUUAUGCUAGUAGAUGGUGGUCUUGCACUGCUGUGGAACUACCAGAGACUCUAGCUAUAGGCUCUGCGCAUGCGCAGCUCAGAAAUAAAUGAGCUCCGGCCUGAGCAAGACGCUAACUUCGGUGUCCUCUCUAUUAAUCCACAGGUACUGACAAACAAACUUUUAU
This is a messenger RNA of Maylandia zebra (zebra mbuna), 1654 nucleotides long. RefSeq names its product alpha-2,8-sialyltransferase 8F. Gene Ontology annotation, biological process: N-glycan processing; oligosaccharide metabolic process. Gene Ontology annotation, molecular function: alpha-N-acetylneuraminate alpha-2,8-sialyltransferase activity. The record is from RefSeq and is a predicted model, not a curated record. Lineage: Eukaryota; Metazoa; Chordata; Actinopteri; Cichliformes; Cichlidae.